Molecule: messenger RNA, 4705 nt
Organism: Xiphias gladius (swordfish)
Lineage: Eukaryota; Metazoa; Chordata; Actinopteri; Istiophoriformes; Xiphiidae
Product: regulating synaptic membrane exocytosis protein 1-like
Exons: 34
Coding region: 1-4575 (1524 amino acids)
Biological process (GO): regulation of synaptic plasticity; calcium ion-regulated exocytosis of neurotransmitter; positive regulation of synaptic transmission
Cellular component (GO): presynaptic membrane; cytoskeleton of presynaptic active zone
Molecular function (GO): transmembrane transporter binding; small GTPase binding
Source: RefSeq, a predicted model, not a curated record
AUGUUCGCCUCGGUGGGCCCUCGGGGCGGCCCGCGCCCACCCGUCGCCCCGGCCAUCCCGGAGCCGGACCUGAGCCAUCUGACUGAGGAGGAGAGGAAGAUCAUCAUGGCUGUGCUGGCUCGGCAACGGGAGGAGGAGGCGAAGGAGGAGGCCAUGUUAAAAGAAGAAAAGCCUAUCCAAGCAAGAACGGUGAACCUGGUUGGGCAGAAGAAACCUCCACAGCAAAAUGACGUGCGAGGCAUCCAGCAGCAGUUGUCCAGCUACAGGGAGACGGUAAUCCGGCAGGCCACGGCGGCGGCGGGUUCGGCUGUCCACCGGGAUGACGCGCCAACCUGCGGCAUCUGCCACAAGACCAAGUUUGCAGAUGGCUGUGGGAACUUGUGCUCGUACUGCCAGACCAAGUUCUGCGCCCGCUGUGGGGGGCGAGUAUCCCUGCGAUCCAACACGCAGGACAAAGUGGUGAUCUGGGUGUGUAAUAACUGCCGGAAGCAGCAGGAGAUCCUCACCAAGCCAGGCGAUUGGUUCACUAGUCCGUCUGGAAAGCCUGCUGGCCUCGGGUCAGCUGUCAGUGAGCCAUCUGUGUGCCAAACGCCUGGGGAUAAGAAGCUCCGAUCCCGCUCCCAAGCACCGUCAGGGUCCACCACCGCAAUCCAGGACCCCAACCGACCCAGUGCACCCGGGACCACAACCGUCACUGAUGCACGGUCACGUAGCGAACCACCAAGAGACACAAAUGGACGGGGAGGUGGAGGAGCUGGUCGGGGAGAGCGGCGACAAGGGCAGUUCAGGUUGCAGACCCAGGUCUCCAUGGACCGGGACCUUCGGGGGGAGUCCAGGGAGCGCAGGGAAAGUCGGCGACUGACAAAGGGACACUCUCUGGAGCAUGAUCCUGUGGGAGGAGGUGGCGGAGUUAGACGGACAGACGAAGGGGGCUACCGCCACACAGACCACAACGGUGCGGCCCCCUGCCAAGCAGGGCUGGUCCCUCCUGGAGGCCGAGGACACCCUGUGCCCAUGCAGGGUCGUGGCAUGGGUGUAGGAGGGGAGCUUGGGGAUGGCAUUCGGCCUGGUCAGAGGACGGUGGGUGGGGUUGGUGGGAUGCAUGAAAACAACCUUGCUCAGCAAGCCCCUCCCCCUGAACUCAGAGAGCCUCCUGGUUCGGGACCUGUCUCAGCUCCCGGCCAGGGACCUGUAGUGAGGCGGACCAAACGGGACAAGGCUGAGAGUAUGCUGCGCAACGAUUCGCUAAGCUCUGACCAGUCGGAAUCUCUGCGUCCGCCACCGCCAAGGCCCUACAAGUCAAAACGGGGGCUGGGGGCCGGAGGGAAGAGACAAACCAGCGUCAGCAGUUCAGAGGAGGAAGGAGGGACCACGCCUGAGUACAGCAGCUGUGAAGAUGCUGAGAUUGAAAGUGUCAGCGAGAGAGGUGACUGGGAGUGCUACCCACAUGACCCCACUGUCUGGCAUCAUCCUGUAACCUGGCAGCCGUCCAAGGAGGGAGAUCAUCUGAUUGGACGAAUAACCCUCAGCAAGAGGAGUGCUACAAUGCCUAAAGAAGCUGGGGCUCUGCUGGGAUUAAAGGUGGUGGGAGGCAGAGUAACAGAGUCAGGGAGAUUAGGUGCCUUCAUCACUAAAGUCAAGAAGGGAAGUCUGGCUGACGUGGUUGGACAUCUUAGAGCAGGGGAUGAGGUUUUGCAGUGGAACGGGAAACUGUUACCAGGGGCGACUAUGAAGGAAGUUUACAACAUCAUCCUAGAGUCCCAAGCUGAGCCUCAAGUCGAGUUGGUGGUAUCCAGGCCUAUUGGUGAUAUCCCAAGAAUCCCCGACACGUCCCACCCUCCAUUAGAAUCAACACUCGUUGCAGGUUCCAGUUCUUUUGAGUCACAGAAGAUGGAGAGACCGUCCUUAAAUGUCCUAUCUCCCUCCAGUCCCGGGAUGCUCCAAGAUGCUCCACAGUUAAUGCCAGGGCAACUCUCAGUGAGUGUGUGCACUUUGAGUGUGAAGCUGUGGUAUGACAAAGUGGGUCACCAGCUAAUAGUCAACGUGUUGCAGGCUGUAGAGCUUCCGCUUCGGCCUGACGGGCGGCCCAGGAGCCCCUACGUCAAAAUGUACUUCCUCCCUGACCGCAGUGACAAGAGCAAACGAAGAACAAAAGCAGUUAAGAAGACCUGUGAGCCCAAGUGGAACCAGACGUUUGUCUACACUCACGUCCAUCGCAGGGAUUUCCGCAACCACAUGCUGGAGCUGACUGUGUGGGACCAACCCAGGUCACCAGAGGAAGACAGCACCUUUAUGGGAGAGAUCCUGAUAGAGCUGGAGACGGCCUUACUGGACGACAAGCCUCACUGGUAUCCACUCCAAACCCAUGAUGUCUCAUCCAUACCGCUGCCCCGACCUUCCCCGUACCUGCCCCGACGACACACACACACAGACACCUCUGGCAAGAAGCUGCAGCCAGAUGCGCGAGGCAGGGAGAGGCAACGGGAGCCCACGUCUACUCUGGAGGUUCCAGAGCACCAGAGGAUGCACACCCAUCAUGUACGAUCCCGCUCGGUCUCCCCACACCGUGAGGAGCAGGGCCGCAUCCGGUCACGGCCACCCAAUGUUCCCGCCCAGAGGAGUUUGGAUGAUGAGCUUCCUCAUGCUCGUCGCUCUCGUUCUCCGACCCGCUACUACGAUGCUGCCAAAGGUCGUCACCAGGAUGAAGAGUACCUGGACGACAGUGAGAUCAUCAUGAUCCACCAGUCAUUGCGAGGCAAAAGUGCUGAGUGCCUCCACACCAGAAGAUCUACUAGGCACAAUAACACACUGCCACCUAAGAUGCCACUUUUGUUCAAUGGUAUCCACAAACAUGCAAACAGUGAUCUUCAGCCUUCUCUGGACAGGCUUAGGAGUGCUAGCGCCAACUGUCUGAUUCCAGACAAUCAUGUCCCCUCACCAGAGACUGAAAGAAAAUCUUUGUCACGUUCCCUGCCCCGGAGACGUCCGGCAAGUCCCAGGAUUCUUAUUCAACAUGCUUCCCCUGAGGAUGACAGUGAAUGGAGAAUAUGGAUGCUACUUCCUACUCAAGAGACUUUAAUUCAUCUCAGUACAAAGAAGAGACAGCCUCGGACCCUGGAAAGACCUGAAUGUCAGACUCUUGGCAGGAAGCUCACUGACAGUGGCAGGGGCCAGCUCCAAGGUGGUGCGUCUCUUUCCUCCUCAGCCCGCAGAGUGAGGCAACUCCCACAGCUUCCCCCUAAGAGCAGCACUGUAGAGCAAGGUACGGUAUACACAGAGGAGCGAGUUCGUCAGCUCCAGAUGAGGGUUCAUUCCAACCGGGUUUCAGCUGCCAUCACCUCCAGCCAACAGGACCUGGACAGAGCCCUCAAGAACAAACGAGAGGUGGGCCAUAAAUUUUUUUUUUGGAAUCAUUUAGCUCUGACACUCUACAAGGACCAGAGGAGGAGCAGUGAAAACGUUUCCCAUAAGUCCUCAGACAGUGAUGUCAGUGACGUGUCAGCCAUCUCUCGAACCAGCAGUGCCUCUCGCAUCAGUAGCACCAGCUACAUGUCCAUCCAGUCAGAGAGACCCCGGGGACGCUUCAGCCGGGCCAUGCGUGCAACGGGCCGCCAAAUGAUGAAGAGUACCAGCGUGAGUGGUGAGAUCUACGGCAUGGAGCACGCGGAUGGCAGCCAAUCAGACACAGCGCUGGGGAGCCUGGGGAGUGGGAUCAAGAAGCGGCGCUCAAGCCUCAGCCAACGUGUUGUUGCCAUCCUACCAUCCCGACGUAGCCGGAGUACCUCGCAACUGAGCCAGACAGAAGCGGCGGGUAAGGCGGUGGACAGACAGAAAGAGGUGUUAGCCGGCAAGAAGGUGGGUAAGGCUGGCAGCAGCAGCAUCCAGAGGAGUGUGGAGACAGGCAUGGCGGUGGAGUAUCCACGAGGAGGGACAGCCAUGAACCGGCAGGCCAGCAGAGAGUCGACUGAUGGCAGCAUGAACAGCUACAGCUCUGAGGGGAAUCUCAUCUUCUCAGGGAUGCGGUUGGGUGCCGACAGUCAGUUCAGUGACUUCCUGGAUGGUUUAGGCCCCGGUCAGCUUGUGGGCCGGCAAACAUUGGCUACACCUGCCAUGGGUGAUGUCCAGAUUGGUUUGAUGGAUAAGAAAGGCCAGCUGGAAGUGGAGGUGAUCAGGGCACGAGGCCUUACCCCAAAACCAGGCUCCAAAUCCCUUCCAGCUCCCUAUGUCAAGGUGUACCUGCUGGAUAAUGGAACUUGUAAAGCCAAAAAGAAAACCAAGAUUGCACGAAAGACUCUGGAGCCUCUCUACCAGCAGCACCUGCUCUUUGACGAGAGUCCCCAGGGCAAGGUGCUUCAGGUGAUAGUAUGGGGUGAUUAUGGACGAUUGGACCACAAAUGUUUCAUGGGUGUAGCACAGAUCCUAUUGGAGGAGUUGGACCUCUCCAGCACGGUGAUUGGCUGGUACAAACUGUUUCCGCCAUCCUCAUUGGUGGACCCUACAUUAGCUCCACUCACACGACUGGCAUCUCAGACGUCAUUGGACAGCUCAGGACCGCCGCCGGGCAUUCGGUCCUAGUGACCGGAUGGCGACCGCAAACCCCCUAAUAUCCCUUAAAUGACAGAAUAAUGGACCACAGCUACUGGACCACAGCUGAGCAAAGGGGGAGAACCCGCCCCGAAAACAACAACAAGAAGCCCUCGGCCAA